Molecule: messenger RNA, 1947 nt
Organism: Manihot esculenta (cassava)
Lineage: Eukaryota; Viridiplantae; Streptophyta; Magnoliopsida; Malpighiales; Euphorbiaceae
Exons: 3
Coding region: 234-1682 (482 amino acids)
Biological process (GO): endoplasmic reticulum calcium ion homeostasis
Cellular component (GO): endoplasmic reticulum
Molecular function (GO): calcium ion binding
Source: RefSeq, a predicted model, not a curated record
AUACCCUCGUCGAGUCCACCUCGCCAAACGCCAAGUACAGGUAGUAGCACUGCAGCUCCAUGGCUAUUGGUCUUGUUGCAAACAUCUGCACUUCCUCCAAUCACUUCCUUUGUUUCUUCCGUCGCCAAUGAGUUUCUCUCCGCCAUCACAACCACCGUCUCCCUCCCCUUCUUUCUCUCUCUAGAGAACAUCAAAUAUCCACGUACUCUAUCCUCAUAAUCCAAUCCACAGCAAUGACCCGACCCGCUUCAUUUCUCCGAUUUCUCUCCCUCUUGCUUCUCAUCCUCUCUAGCUCUUACGUUGCUGCCGAUUCCCACUUUGAAGGUUUCGAAGGCGAAGAAGACGACGUCGUGGAGGAACCCAUAGACUCUCACUCGUUCAAGCCCACCGAUCUUUCCUUAACUCGGUCCGAUUCACCACCCUCUCCAGUCACAGAUUCCUUAUCAGAGAAUUCUGAGCUCAACGUGAAGUCCAAUUCGGAUUCGCAAUCCUCGAAACUCGAAUCGGAUCAAUCAAAACCCUCUUAUCCACCGUCAACCACCACCUUUGAUUACUGGGACGAAGAUGAAUUCGAAGGUCUGCCUGUUCAACAACCUCAAGUGGAAACGCCCAAACCUACGGAAUCUACUGCUCCUGCUGAUGACCAAAGCACAGAUCCUAAACCAAAGACAAUUUUCAACAAGCAGCAAUCAUACACGGUGGAGAUUGUGUGCGUUUCUUUCUUGAUCAUGUUCAUUAUCAAUUACUUCACGGGGAAACGUGAAAAUGAGAAUUUGGCGCUGUCUUGGGCGGCAAAAUUCGCUACGAAAGACUCUAUUUUCGAGAAGAACUUUAGCCUUCUGGGCGUUGGAGAAGGCGAUGAUUCGCCGCUUUUAUUGAAAGAGGGGCAAAAUGUUUUCAAAUUUUAUGCUAGUGGUCGUAGAUACUGUCAAGGGUUAUUGGCUACGAUGGAGUUGAAGAGCAGGCACGAUUUGAUUGCUAGGAUUUAUAAUAUGAUUGUCCCUUGCAAGGAUGAGAUCACUUUUGAAGUCUAUAUGAAUGACGAUGCGAUGGAUCAUGUGGUUUUUGCGCUGGCAAAGAAGAAGGCCGCCAAAACAAUGCAGAAGGAGGUGAGAGAUUUGCAGAGAUUUGCGGGGAUUGUAACCCAGCCACCUAGUGGGAGGAAAUGGGUGUCUGAGGAGUUGGGAGUUAUUUCAGAGUCCAAGGAGGUUGCCGGGGAUUUAAUCACUGACGCUGUGCUUGAGCAGGUUUUUGGGGAAAAAGCUUUUGAGAAAUUGGGCAAGGGUUUCAUCUCCAUGCAUUUUUCUGAUCAACACCCUGGAAAACAUAAGAAGAUGCUGUUGUUCAAAUUUGCACUCCCUGAUGCGAACAACAUGGCUGACAUGACUCGAUUGGUAGCAUUGGUUCCUUAUUACAUAGAUCUAAUUGGGCGGUACAAGUUGAGUUCCCAGGCUAGAUCUAAAACAGAGGCAGCCAGGUCGAAAGCAGCCCAAGAGACAUACAAGGAACUUCAGAACGCAAGACAAGAAGCUUUACAGAAAAAGAAGGCAGAGAGGAAAAAGAUGCUAGAGGAGGCUGAAGCAAAGCUCAAUGCAGAGGCUAUUCGGAAGAAAGAAGCCAAAGAGCGUGCUCGACAGAUGAAGAAGGGUAUGCCGAAAAUAAAGAUGACUCGUGCUCACUAGAUAUUGAAUCCCCUCAUUGGGUAACAUCUUAUUACAUUCUUCCCUCAAUCUCAUAACAUCAUAGUUUGUGUUUCUUUGGCUUCCCUUAGAUUUCUUGGUUUCACAAUCUCAUGCAGUGUACCUUAGCUAUUGUUACACUUAAUUUAGCUAGUCUAUAGCAUUUGAGGGUUAAGAUUGUAUGAAAGUGCAACACUUUGGAAGCAUGAAAUUUUUCUUAGACGACAGUUUUAACUUAGUUUGGGAGUAGAUUGGAGCCAUUAUUGCA